GAAAUCUUUCAAGAAACAUCUUCCAUCUUUCAGGGUGCAUCUUAAACAGUGCAUUCCUGCGCUGGGAGCGUAAUAUUUACCCAGCUGUCCGACCCGCAGGACUUAAGCCCGUUGGAAGUCAUUUGAAAGAUGGCUUCAGCUACAGACGCUCGGUAUGGGCAGAAGGAGUCCUCCGACCAGAACUUCGACUACAUGUUCAAGAUCCUGAUCAUCGGGAACAGCAGCGUGGGCAAGACCAGCUUCCUGUUCCGCUACGCCGACGACUCCUUCACCCCGGCCUUCGUCAGCACGGUGGGCAUCGACUUCAAGGUCAAGACCAUCUACAGGAACGACAAGAGGAUCAAGCUGCAGAUCUGGGACACGGCUGGCCAGGAGCGCUAUCGGACCAUCACCACGGCGUACUACAGGGGCGCCAUGGGCUUCAUCCUCAUGUACGACAUCACCAACGAGGAGUCCUUCAACGCCGUGCAGGACUGGUCCACCCAGAUCAAGACGUACUCCUGGGACAACGCCCAGGUGCUGCUGGUGGGGAACAAGUGUGACAUGGAGGACGAGCGGGUGGUCGCAGGAGAGAGAGGCCGGCAGCUGUCUGAACAUCUGGGCUUCGAGUACUUUGAGGCGAGCGCUAAGGACAACAUCAACGUGAAGCAGACGUUCGAGCGUCUGGUGGACAUUAUCUGUGAGAAGAUGUCUGAGAGUCUGGAUGCUGCGGACCCCGCAGUCACAGGGGCCAAGCAGGGGCCCCAGCUUACCGAGCAGCCAGCGGCCCCUCACCAGGACUGCGCUUGCUAAAGGCCCCCGCCCUGCCCCCACGCAUAAUCAUCCCUCACCCUCACGGUCUGACCCCUGACACCACCACCUGUUAUGGGUGGGUGGAGUUCAUAAAAACUAGCCUCCCCCACCCCUCCCCCUCCUCUCCCACUCAGUGUCCCCUGGCCUCCCCCCUCCUUCCCCCCACUGUCGUCUUAAAGCUGGAGGGAUUUCCACGUCUUUUCUUCAGGGGUCCGCCGGUAAUUUUAGCUUCUAGUCAAUCUGUGUCUGAAACCGGAAACGCCAUAUUGAGUCUAUUUUUUAAAACCAGGCAAGGAAUUGGGACAUUUGUUUCCCCGACAUCCAGACAACCCAACGUAAGUGGUUGUGUGUGUGAGUCUUACUCCCCACCGUGUGAAAUACUAUAAACACAUUUACAUGUACUUGCCAAUAUAGCUGUUUUUGUUUUUUUUAUCCUUCAUCUCUUCUAGAAUCUAAAAUCUGCCUGCAUCUCAUAUAUUGAAUUGAUCGCCUUCAUUUUUUGUGUAGUCUUGAGAGUUUGUUUUCACAAUCGAUUUUUUUCAUUUUUUUUAUGCUUUCAUAUAUUCUAUGAACAAUCUGUGGGAGGAAAACAAUGACCUUGUUGAUAGAUGAACUGGUAGAUAUUAUAAACAUGUCUUAUUUUAUGUUUUUAAAUGUGUAUAUAAAGAAUGUGCAGUAUAUGAUAUCUAUAGAUAUAUACAUUUUUGAAGAGGCAUUUAAAAAUAUCUAGAUAACUUUAAAAGAUAUGUACACAAUGAGGGGCCUAUGUCUUCGCAGUGUCUGAGUUCGUUUUUAAAGUGAAUUGUGUUACACAGUCAGCCUGUCUUCGCAAAUAUCUGUCGCAGAUGGAAUGAAAACUUCAGUAGCCUGUCCGAAGUCAUACCUAACUGCUACUUCACAUUUUCUGCUGAAGAUGAAAGUUCCACGCUUAAGUAAUUAGCACUGUCAACAUGUUGAGACAUGCACCAACCUUUCGGACACA
Conger conger (European conger) is the source of this 1774-nucleotide messenger RNA. It is a transcript of the gene rab3ab, whose product is annotated as RAB3A, member RAS oncogene family, b. Gene Ontology annotation, molecular function: GTP binding; GTPase activity. Bases 130 to 792 code for a protein of 220 amino acids. Gene Ontology annotation, biological process: maintenance of presynaptic active zone structure; regulation of exocytosis; protein localization to plasma membrane. Gene Ontology annotation, cellular component: axon; synaptic vesicle; endosome. The record is from RefSeq and is a predicted model, not a curated record. NCBI's taxonomy places the organism in Eukaryota, Metazoa, Chordata, Actinopteri, Anguilliformes, Congridae. The transcript is spliced from 5 exons.